ACAAAAAAAACCAUGUCACGCGUCCCCGACAAGCUGGGAUUUGACUUUGUCCAAACCAACGGGCAUGUCCAAUACGUCUGGCGCAAUGGAAAGUGGUCUGACGACGCCGAACUGCAAGCAUCGCCGUACGUCCGUGUUCACAUUGCAGCGACUGCGCUGCACUAUGGCCAGUCCGUGUUUGAAGGGCUGAAGGCGUUCCGCUGUCGGGAUGGGCGAGUUCGGGUUUUCCGCCCAGACCGGAACGCGGCGCGGAUGGCAGAGUCUGCAGAGCGUCUGAUGAUGCCUGUUGUGCCGACAGACGUGUUUAUCGCCGCCAUUGAGCGUUGCAUCCGCGCCAACGCCGACUUCAUCCCGUCCUAUGAGCACGGCGGGUCGCUCUACAUCCGGCCAAUUCUGUUUGGCAGCGGCGCGCGAGUGCCGCCAGAGCCUGCAGACGAGUACACCUUCAUUGUGUACGUGGUGCCGGUUGGCGAUUACUACGCUGGCACGAGUGCAGUGACGGCGUUGGUCGUUCGCGACGCCGACCGCGCUGCUCCGCUCGGUGUCGGCCAUGUCAAGGCCGCCGGCAACUAUGCUGCAAGCAUGGAGUCGACACUGAGCUCGAAAAAGAAGGGCUACCCAUUGAGCUUGUAUCUCGAUCCGCUUCACCACAAGUACAUUGACGAGUUCAGCACGUCCAAUUUUGUCGCCAUCGACGCCAACGGCCACUAUGUCACACCCGAGUCACGGACCGUUCUCCCAAGUAUCACCAACGCUUCUCUGAUGCAACUAUGCGCCGACAUGGGCAUUCCAGUAGAGCGUCGCCAAAUUGCAAUUGAAGAAGUGGCUCGCUUUGCCGAAGUGGCGGCAUGCGGCACCGCCGUUGUGCUCUCGCCUGUCAAUCGUAUUGUCACGGAUGCCGAUGUUAUUAGCAUCGGCACUUUAACCAUUGGGCCGAUUAUGAAGCGACUCUACGACAGACUCAAGGCAAUUCAGCGUGGAGAUGAGCCUGAUCCGUUCGGAUGGAUGCAUGUCGUGCCCAACGUGUGAAUAAACUGUGCGAAACUGCGGUUUUUUUUUU
Capsaspora owczarzaki ATCC 30864 is the source of this 1060-nucleotide messenger RNA. RefSeq names its product branched-chain amino acid aminotransferase. The coding region runs from base 13 to 1029 and encodes 338 amino acids. The transcript is spliced from 4 exons. Gene Ontology annotation, molecular function: branched-chain-amino-acid:2-oxoglutarate transaminase activity. The record is from RefSeq and is a predicted model, not a curated record. Lineage: Eukaryota; Filasterea; Ministeriida; Capsasporidae. Gene Ontology annotation, biological process: branched-chain amino acid metabolic process.